AUGGUACUAGGAGAGGUCCAACAGUUUCCCCUGGAAGAGGAGUACAAAAAGAAGAAUGGAAUCAGUUCCAGCGAUGUCCAGGAGCUGAGGCAAUGGUUGAAAACACAACCACAUUUGCCUGAGAAAUACAUAACAGAUUUAGAUCUCAUUUUCGCCUAUCACUCUUGUGAGAGAAGUAGCGGGGUCACCAAGCAAGUGCUAGAUCAACACUACACUCUACGCACACUCUUCACGAAUUUCUUCAAGAACAGAAGAGUGGAAGACGUGGAACAAAUUUGUAAUACAGCAUUGGUCUGCCCUCUACCGACACGCACAAAAGAAGGCUAUGCUAUUUUUUACUCACAUAUGAUAAACUAUGACCCGAAGUUAUUUGUGUUCAGUGCAGCUGUAAAGGCGACAUUGAUGGUGGUAGAUCUCUGGCAGUAUGAGGAAGGGACUUGGCCAGGGUUUUGUAUGGUGGUGGAUUUCAAAGGAAUGUCUUUGGGGCACCUGGCCAGGAUUGACUUGCAGAGUCUACAACAGUUUUUAUAUUAUUUGCAGGAAACUAUGUUAGUACGAUUUAAAGGCAUGCACUUUGUUAAUGCUCCAUCCUGGGUGGAUAAACUCGUAAUGAUGAUGAAGCCUUUUAUGAAGAAGGAGUUAAUGGAAAUGCUUCGAGUCCAUACAACUGGAUCAGAUACUUUACAGCAGUGGAUCCCGAUUGAAGGUCUCCCAAAAGAUUCCGGUGGGAGCUACAAAACGAUUUUGGAAUGCAAAGAUGACGUAUUAAAGAAGUUACUGGCUAAUAAAGCGUUUUUUGAAAAUGAAAACAAUAAACGAGUGACAGAAGCGCUGAGAAAAGGAAAGGCAAAAACUAUUUCGGACAUAUUUGGCGGCUUAGAAGGGUCAUUUAAAAAGCUUGAAAUAGACUGA
Messenger RNA from Pieris macdunnoughi, 912 nucleotides. The record is from the annotation of a GenBank genome assembly. Lineage: Eukaryota; Metazoa; Arthropoda; Insecta; Lepidoptera; Pieridae.